GGGGGCGCUGUGCUCAAAGCCGUAGUCAUCUGGACACGCGCUGGAUUUUGGGGGGUAACAAAGGUUACCAUGGAGACCCCUUACAUCCUUUGUUUGGCUAACCACAGCGCUACGAGAGAAAAGAUCGCGUUUUGUUAACCCGUUUAAACCAGUUAAUGUGUUACGCACUUUACAUAAAAGUUUAAUAAAUAAACGCAGGGAUUAUUCGCAGAGAACAACGCUUACCUUCGGCUAGUUCGUGCUAAAGCUAACGUGUGAGGCUAUACUAGCCUAGAAGCUAGUUUCAAACUCCGCUGUUUGUAGUUUAUAGUUUUAAUACGUAAACGGCGUAAGUUUAAGACGGCGGGACUGUCGGUGAAGUUACGUAGGAACUAGCGUAGCUGCGGUGGGCGGACCUGCAGUAGCCAGUAGCUACUAGCCACAGCCAGGCGCAGGCUAGCAGCGAUGACGGAUCGGAUUAUCGGUGCCGGUCUCGGGGCGGAUUUUUGAGCCGACAGACAUGGUUUUUACGGAGCUCACCGAACAAGGACUGAGCUGAUUUGUCAGCUUUGUGUAGGUUUGGCUUUUCACCCCCUCCAAGUGUCCUCUGGACAUCAGCUGACCAUGGUUGUGUGAACAGGGGACGCACAGGAAGACAGCCUGGCAGAGACGGUGGUGUGUGUUCACUCAAACGCAGCAAGGCUCCACCGAGAGAGGAGCGGAGACGCGCCGGAGCGAAGACAAACCGCUAAUUUAAACACAAAAAUGUCUCAAAACAGAGAACUGGUGGUUUACUACAUACAGUAUAAACUGUCUCAGAGAAACUAUCCACUGCACCACCUGGGACUCAGUGAGCCUCCAAACAGGACUGAUGGGGGGGAGGCGGUGUCGGGCGAGGAGCAGCGGAUAGCCACGCAUGCCAAUGGGACUUUAAACGGCACGAGUCCCAGCACCCCACCAGCGUCCCCGCAGCGGCAGCAGCAAAGGUUGCCGUCGCCGACGAGCAUGGAUGCGAUAAAGGAGGCUCUGCGGGACUCGGCCAACGAGUUUGAGCUGCGGUACGCCCGCGCCUUCAGCGACCUGCACAACCAGCUGCACAUCACGCCGGCCACCGCCUACCAGAGCUUCGAGAACGUGAUGGACGAGGUGUUCCGAGACGGCGUCAACUGGGGCCGCAUCAUAGGGCUUUUUGCGUUUGGCGGCGCGCUGAGCGUCGAGUGCGUGGAGAAGGAGAUGAGUCCGCUGGUGGGCAGGAUCGCCGAGUGGAUGACGGUCUACCUGGACAACAACAUCCAGCCCUGGAUCGAGAGUCAAGGAGGAUGGGUGAGUCUCUCACACACGCAUAAAAUGAUGUUCUCAAAUGUCAGUUUGAAUGAUUUCUGUGUUAUGCUGGGCAGAGUUUCGAACAAACUAGGAAAUAUUCACAUUUACAAAGCUGAAAAGUCAGAGCACUCGUUAUUUAAAAAAAAAAAACUAUUCAAACCAAUCAAAAUAUUUGGCAAUUUGUUUUGUAAGUGAUUAUUCAAUCAAUUGUUGCAGCCCUCUGACGGAAUAAUGUAAUCAGCUGAUCUCUGUACAUAGAAGCAAAUCCAUAAAAAAAAAAAACAUUUGACUUAUAGCUUCAACUAAUGACUAAGUUAAUCACCAACUCUUGUGAUAAUCAACUAAUUGGGUUUGGGUGAAUUUUUAAUUAAAAAUGUUGUGACUGGUUUCCUUGAUCCUCAGUCACUGGAAAGUGGGUGUAUUUGGUUUGGGGACAAAACCAGUCGUCCUUUGACACAAUCACCCAUUUUCUCUGUAUUCAAGUCUUUUAUGGACCAAACAACCAAGCAAUUCAGUUAAGAGAACGGUCAAAAAUAUGAAUCUAUAACUCAGCUCUAGUCGAUGUCUGUUUUGUGAGGAAAAUAGGACGGGGCAUUAAUUCAAUAACACUCAUUGUGUUUGUGAAUAUGACAACAUUUCAAUGUGUAUCCACGCAGUGUUCGUUCAUAUUUUGCUAACGGUCAGAAAUAGUUAAAUAUUGGGGAAAAACCAACAAACUAAAUGAACCAUCCGCCAUUUUCAUAAUCAGAGUGUUUUUGAAGAUGAUAUUGAGUUCAGCCUCGUAAAUGUGUACGUAGUCUGGUUCCUUUAAUCCUCCGUGUUAGUGAAUAUCUCUGAGUAUCUUUGGUUUAUAUACGUGUGUGUGUGUGUGUGUGUGUGUAUACAAAUAUAUAUGUGUGUAUAUAUAAAUAUAUGGAUCCAUCAUGGUCCUGCUGGUCAGCCGUGUGAUCUCGUCCAGCGACGCUGCAUCGCUGUGUGUGACAUCCACCUCACAGGAGAGAGAAAGUCCAGUGACAUGCUGUGACGAGGCUGCGUUGCCCACAUUUGAACUCUUUCAUCAGCCUUAAAUUUCUGUGAAACAGCAAAAAAACUAAACUAACAAGAGAACCUUGAGAUGAUGGAUCUAAUAAAGCAGUGAAAAAGGCAAGAGUUUGUCGCAUCGAGGAACCGUCUGUGGUUAAAAAGAGGUUAAAAAAGAAGAAAAAAGCUGAGCAGCUGCUUCUGCUCUUCUCUAAUUGAUCAUGAGCGCAGAGCUCAAUGAGCCGGAUCGAAGCGGGAGCUUAACUGACUGCAUCAGGGCUUUGUAGCUGCGUCCGUGCUUUGCCUGGGGAUCGAAGUUCUCUCAUCACAGGGUGGGAUGAAGUCCAGGGAUUUUUACAGAUAGCCCCCUUUGUUUUACCCCAGAGGGUUGAUUGGCUCUGUGCGUUGCUAUCUUUCCAUUCUCCCCCUCCUCUGUCCCCAAACAGCUGCAUAUAUGAAAGCUUGAUUUAAAAACUCUGGGGUCAGCUUUAAAGUGGGCCGUCCUGGUACCUGGCAGUCCUAUUGUGUUCUUGUACGUGUGUGUUUGUGAACCCUUCCAGGACAGUUAAGGUCAGCUCUUUUCCUUUGUGCUGACCGUUUGAUGGCGCGGAGGAGAGCGUGGUGAGAGCGUGAGGGGAGGGGCUGUUUACAGUCGCUGCAGUGUCGUAUAAUGCCAGGUCGAAGGUCGAUCCUAUGGAAACGGACCACCAUUGGCUGAACCGCAUGGCAAGAAGAAAAAAAACAGAAAACAAUAAUUGAACACACCAUAGCUGUUGUUUGUACUGCGGAUUUCAAAUAUAUUUAUUUAAUUCAGCGUUGCACUGAAACCCGGAGAUAACG
This is a messenger RNA of Solea senegalensis (Senegalese sole), 3162 nucleotides long. RefSeq names its product BCL2 like 1 (gene bcl2l1). NCBI's taxonomy places the organism in Eukaryota, Metazoa, Chordata, Actinopteri, Pleuronectiformes, Soleidae. Bases 745 to 1497 code for a protein of 250 amino acids. Gene Ontology annotation, molecular function: protein heterodimerization activity; protein homodimerization activity. Gene Ontology annotation, cellular component: mitochondrial outer membrane. The record is from RefSeq and is a predicted model, not a curated record. Gene Ontology annotation, biological process: extrinsic apoptotic signaling pathway in absence of ligand; negative regulation of intrinsic apoptotic signaling pathway; intrinsic apoptotic signaling pathway in response to DNA damage. The transcript is spliced from 2 exons.